AGCCUAGCAGGUUGCAAGGGGGAUUAGCUCUCCGAGUGCCCUGCAGGGAAGGAGCGGGGCCACAAGAAACCUUUUGAAGGGCGACGGAUUCCUGCAGGCAUCAGCCUGUGCCUGGCGGACAGUGUGUCCACCAUGGAGCAAAGAGCCAGCGGUGCCGUCUAACCAGGUGCACUCAUCCAGAGCUGGGAAGCGCCGCCUGGACCAGUGUGCCGGGAGGGUGAAGGGAGAGCUGCUGACGGGUCCGCUUGGCCCUCGGGCGCUUGGCCUGUGCCAGGCAGUCGUCGCUUCAUCGCGCAGGUCAGUGGUACGGAGGCAGGCUUGCACCAGAGCGCUGCUGGCAUCACGGCUUGUCAACAGGACAGCUCACUCCAGGCCCGUGUUGAUUUAAUUCUGCAACGAAUACUUUCUCAGGUUAUUGCUUCUGGGCUGGGAGGUUGGUGGUGUGCAUCCCGACCCUAGCAUUUAAUGAACACCCUUGUCCCCAUCCCUACCGGGCUGGGGUGCCCGGAGCCAUCCUAGUGCUCACAUGGACCCUCCUGGAUGCUGGUACUAGUGCAGCUUGCUGGGCAGAGCUUGACUUUGCUGGGCAUCAUCAAGUAUCAGCUCCUCUGCGGUGGGAGCAUGCUCUGUGCGCAUCGGGGGGCUGGCAGCCGUGGCUGAAUUUGUUGGGGUCUUUGGCCUCCUGGUCUGAUUUGGUGACUUCUUCUGUGUCGGUGCACAUCCUCUUUAGGGAUGCAUGAACUUAGAUGCCGUGUUUUUACCUAUGAAUAAAACUUCUUAGCUGAGGAGGAAAUAACAGCAAGCCGUAGAGUAUGCAAAGGCAGGUGCAGGGUACACUGGUGCAAUCACCGUGUGCAGCUGUGAGCAGACAAGCCAGCAUAUGCACUGAUGUUACUGAGCGAGGCGGCUCCAAACUGCCUUGCUCAGAGCUCGGAUAAAUCACUGACAGUGCUAUAGGGUAUUUGCCUUAGCGCGAUCACCACAGGUGAGCUAGUCUGGUGCAGCCCAUCUAUUUCAGGCAACAUCUAGCUGCAGUCAGGCAGAUGCCCUGUCAUGUGGUGCUGUACAGUUAUGGAGCACUAUGCAAAUGGAUCCUGCAGGUACCCAUCCAGCCCUAGACUCAACCAGUUCUGAUGGAUGUUCGUCUAAUGCGCUCCUCAAAAUCAGGUGGUGUUGAUUCACCAUUGAUGGGUGAUGCUACAGAAAUCUCUGAAGGGCACGUCACAGAAAUAUUUUCUUGCUAGGACCCUGGGAUGUUUAUGGGAAAAGUGGGAUGAAACAGAAUGGCUUGACUGAUACAAUUCGAUUUGUGGUACAGGAAUAGAACAAGAAGAGCUGGGAGAGGGGCUUAGAACAAGAAGAGCUGGGAGAGGGGCUUAGAUAAAAAGAUCUGGGUAUGUUUGGUGGCAGACAUGCUUUUAUUUGAGGUAGCAGUGUGCAUCAGAUGGUGCAGUGACUGAGGACUAGCACUAAUGUAGAAAUCUUUGCACUUUUGCAGCAGGUCACAGAUGUAACUAGCUUGUCGGUCAAGGGGAGCUGGGAGAGGAGCAGCAGGCAGGCAAUGGCAGAUGCUGAGUGAGACUGUUCAGUCAGGCUGUACUGGUGCUGGUGACCAGGAUGACACUAGUACGGAGGGGAAAGUGCGGGUGUUUGGAGCAUGUAUAAUGAAUCCUUUUGUCCUUGCAACGAUUCUUUGGCUUGUAAAUAUCUUUCCAGCAGCCUAUUCUCAGCUGAUGUCUCUGCCACUUGUCAGUCCCUGAGACUUGGGUUGGGAGGGAGAGACUGAAAGCAACCUGUCUGAUUUGUGCUUGUGGCUGGUAGGGGAAUAUGGAUGGAUAAAGACAACUUCAAGACAACAAUCAAGUUGGAAGCCUGCUGCGCAACCCCAGCUCUGCCACUGAUUCACUGCAUGGUCCUGAAUGUGCCACUGAAUUUGCCUUGGGUCUCUCCCAUGAGAAAACACGCGCGUGCCUGUGGCCUGGAGAUCCCUCUCUGUGUUGCCCUUCCUCUUCCCAGCUUGUCUUUCCCCUCUCAGACUAGACGAUGGGGAGAGCUGACUCAGAGGAAGGGCAGCUCCCAGCUCCCGUGAAGCCUCCGGAUGGUGGCUGGGGCUGGAUUGUGCUUCUUGGCUGCUUUGUGAUCACUGGCUUCUCCUACGCCUUCCCGAAAGCAGUCAGUGUCUACUUCAAGGAGCUCAUGAAAGAUUUCCAUGUGGGCUACAGUGACACAGCCUGGAUCUCCUCCAUCAUGCUGGCAAUGCUCUAUGGGACAGGACCAGUAUGCAGCAUCAUGGUGAACCAGUUUGGCUGCCGUCCUGUGAUGCUCAUCGGUGGGCUGCUGGCUUCCUCUGGGAUGAUCCUGGCAUCUUUUACGACCAAUAUCAUUGAGCUUUAUUUGACAGCUGGUGUGCUGACAGGUCUGGGUAUGGCGUUGAACUUCCAGCCCUCCCUGAUCAUGCUGGGCACCUACUUUGACAAACGUCGGCCUCUUGCCAAUGGACUGGCUGCUGCUGGGAGCCCUGUCUUUCUCUCCUGCCUCUCUCCACUGGGGCAAGUGCUGCUGGAGAAAUUUGGUUGGCGAGGAGGGUUCCUCAUCAUGGGAGGCCUGCUGCUUAACUGCUGCACCUGUGGGGCAGUCAUGAGACCCCUGGAGAUGGGCAUGAAGCGGAAGAUGGAGAAGGUCCAGGACAAAUACGAAGCCAAGGAGAUGCUGCCUAUGGGAGGGAAGUCAGAGGAGGGCAUCAGCACCACCGAUGGAACCAAGAAAGCCAAGAAAGCCAAGAAGAAGUCCAAGAAAGGAAAGAAGCUGCUAGAUUUUAGCAUCUUUUCCAACCGGGGGUUUGUUAUUUACACCAUCUCGAAGUUCAUCCUGGUCUUGGGUCUCUUUGUGCCUCCCAUAUUGCUGGUCAACUAUGCCAAGGACACGGGAGUACCAGAUACAGAGGCUGCAUUCUUGCUUUCCAUCAUUGGUUUCAUAGACAUCUUUGCCCGUCCGGCCUGUGGCAUGGUGGCAGGAUUGAAGUGGGUCCGCCCUCAUGUGGCCUACUUGUUCAGCUUUGCUAUGCUUUUCAAUGGCUUGACAGACAUCUGCAGUGCCAGGGCUAGCAAUUACACAGGGCUCGUCAUCUUCUGUGUCUUUUUCGGCAUCUCUUAUGGCAUGGUGGGGGCACUGCAGUUCGAAGUGCUCAUGGCCAUUGUUGGCUCCCAGAAGUUCUCCAGCGCCAUUGGGUUGGUCCUACUUAUUGAAGCUGUUGCAGUGCUCAUUGGUCCGCCCUCCGCAGGCCGCUUGGUCGAUGCUCUCAAGAACUACGAGGUGAUCUUCUACCUGGCAGGCUCUGAGGUGGUGCUCUCGGCUCUCUUUCUGGCCAUGGCCUCUUACUGCUGCCUUAACAGGGGUAAGAAGAAGGCACCUCCCCCGGAGAAGUCCCCCUCAGCGGGUGGCGGGAGUGACACCGAGGAAGCCGAAUCUGACGUACAGGAAGCUGAGGAGCACAGCAGUGGCAACCACCAGCCGGCCCACAGCACUGAUGAUGCUGUAGCAAUAGCCAGCGAGGAGGCGAACCAUGUGGCUGCAGAAGAGCAGAGUGGGGAGGGAGGCGGGUGUCCCGAGGGGGAUAGGGAGGUGUUGCCACGAGCCAGCUGCACUGCUGACCAGAUGGUGGAGCGGGACAGCUUUUAGCCAAGACAGAGGAAUCAAGAUGAUGCAAAUGGAUGUAACUGGCCUGGUUUGCAUGUAAAUUGGCAUGGGAGGGUAGGUGGGCUGUGGGGGUGGAGGAAGGUGAGGCAGAAGCGGAUGUAAGAAGUAAGAGGGAGAGAGAGUCUAAUAGCUGGUCUUUAUGUAUAUAUGGCCACAUACCUACUCAGUGAUAUAUCUACUUGCAUACUGCACCCAUGCUGGUACAACACCGCCUCAGCGCAGCCUGAACACCAGAAAACAAAACAAACAAAAAAAACCCUGCAACAACAACAAAAACCUUUCUCCUCUCCCUCUGAACCAGCCCUGGAAAAAGUACUUUGA
This is a messenger RNA of Struthio camelus australis, 4017 nucleotides long. It is a transcript of the gene SLC16A8, whose product is annotated as solute carrier family 16 member 8. Lineage: Eukaryota; Metazoa; Chordata; Aves; Struthioniformes; Struthionidae. Gene Ontology annotation, cellular component: plasma membrane. The record is from RefSeq and is a predicted model, not a curated record. Gene Ontology annotation, molecular function: monocarboxylic acid transmembrane transporter activity. Gene Ontology annotation, biological process: transmembrane transport; monocarboxylic acid transport.